GUCCAGGAGGAUUCGUUGUAAUCGUUUAGCGCGGUGUUUAUUUACCUUCGAGGCCUAUAAAUAGAAAACAGACGUCAUAAUAUAUAUAUAUGACAUUUCUGCAGGUAGCUAAGCGAUACCCUGGAUCCACAAAAUUCUUCUCCAGACGCACGGCCGAGUACAUCCCAAAUGACAAAUACUAUGGUUGGAGCACACUUAUGUACACCGCAGUCCGUCUUUCAGCAGAUGAUGAACCAACAGAACUCACAGCAACAACAGAUUGGACCAUGGAUGCAAAUGCCACAAGUACCACCGAUAAGCAUUCCGUGGAGUGUACCUGGAUUGCAACAAUCGGAAUUGGUUAGGUUCACUGGAGAGACCAGCUCUGGACCAGUACUCCAUCAGAAAAGAAAAUUAGAAGCACCAGACAUUGUUGAUAUGCAUCAAACAAAACAGUUUAUAACAGAAGAAAAGAUAACUGCGCAUUUUAAAGAUCUACAUAUCAGUUCCAAUUAUGAAUCCAACAAUCCAGUGCCAUCAACUUCCACUGCUCACACAGCAUCUCCCUGUUAUAAGCAAUUAAAUACGGAUUUGGAUGAUUCAACGAAAACAAUAAAUGCUGAACAAACGAGUGAGCUACAUCCAAGAUUGGUCCUUUCAGAGGAACUCAAGCGAAUGCAAGAGGAACCUAUUCUGCCAUCGACUCUUAUAUCUAAAUUAGAGAGACCUUCUAUGGCUUUAGUUCUUUGGGAACCACCAAAUAGGCAUCUUCGUAUCCUGCCAACGAGAGAUACUCCAACACCAAUUCCAAAUACAUCCGAUGACAAUAAUAACAAUAAUAAUAAUAACAAUAAUGAAACUAUUCCCGAUCUGAAUAACAUGUUAUCCAAUGCCACAUCAGCAUUUGAACCAAUGGAAUUAUGAGGAUCUCUGGUUAGUACAACAUAUUUAUCUCCAUAUGCAUUGAAAAUGCAAAAAUAUAAAUAUUGUACUUUGAAUUGGAAAAAAAUUCAACAUUCUGCAAAAUCUAAAGUAGAUUAGGAUAAAGAAUAUAAAGUAUGUUCUGCAAUUUCUCCUAUUGUAUAAUAAUCAUUUGUGUAACGCCGCAUUUAUGUGAAUCUAAAACAGUCUUUAAUAUACUAUUUUUAUUCAUUGAUCAUGAAUUUUAUGUCAUUUCAUCAUACUUUGUUGAUUCAGCUAUUUAAGUAUAAUACAUCUUUUUUGCUGUAUGUAUUCUUUAUUAUGUAUUUUGUUACAAUUUCUUUAUUUAUAUUAUUUGUGUAAUAAGUAUAUGAAAGAAAUGAUUGUUAUAAAGAUAUAAUUAAUUUUUAAUUUUUAUGCACUUUGAAGCAAGUAACCAACUUUGUCGUCUGGUAUUCCUUUUUUAGUAAUAAUUGGAUAUAGGAGCAACUAUUUAUCAAAAUCUUUUAAGAAAAUGUUGUUUUGGAUAAAAAUAAUAUUUUUAAUAAAUUAGCAAGAAUGUGACUUAUAGAACAAGUCACAUUUAACAUGUCUGUGCGAGACAUGCUCUGUGUUCAACGAUAUAUUGGUUUUUCGUAUACAUAUAAUGUGCUUCUCUUUUACUAUCUACUUUUUUAAAAAGGGGGAGAUAAUAGAUUUGAUUGUUUUACAGUCUUUACGAGUAGAUGUUAUUUUGUUUCGGACAUUAUAAUCAGAAAAUGUAUGUAGUCAGAGAAUUAAAUUUAUGUUACAAGUUCUAAUUGAAGUCAAACAGUGGAUAUAGUUUUGUUAUACAUUUGACUUUUCUAAUUUUAGUUCACGAAAAAAAUUUUUUAAUCGCUUAUAAUUCGUAAAUGAUAAACAUUGUUAAAGAAAAAUAUACUUCAACUCAAAUAGACAUAUUUCUGCAUAUUGUCUGCAUAGUGACAAAAUUUGAAGAUGUAGACGAUGACACAUAUACUCAAAGAUACGUCCUCAUUCAUGUCAUAACAUGAAUGUUGUCACCAAAAGAGGUCUUCUGAUGCUAUAAAAAUUGCGACAAUAUUCUGCUAAAAGCAGAAUGCAAUUAAUCCAUUAUUAUUAAAACAAAGAUUAAAAUAGAUGUUACAAUUUUAUGCUGUUACAAUUGGCAUCACAAUUUAUAAAUAAAUGUCCGUAUAUUAUGUUCAGCAUGACAUGUCUAUCUAAAUUAAUCAAAGAAUUGAUCAAAGGACAUGAAUUUGGAAUAUUCCAUAUAUUUGCUAUUUAAAACAAUCCUAUACUUUUUCAGUAAAGCAAUAUUACUAGAAAUUUGAAUGAAGUUGAUUUCGUCUAUUCUAAGGUUUUCUAAGAUUUUAAGAGUGGGAUGAACAUUUUCUUUAUUGUAAGAUUUUUUGUCAAUUUUCACGUCAGUUUUUUUUUUACUUUAGCACAAACGAAGGUUCUUUUACGUUUUGUGUUUUAUAAUUAUGUAUCUUUUGUAUUAUAUAGCGGAUAUUAUUAGUAGGACAACAAAGUAAGGAAAGAAUUUUAAUUUAGAGAAAAGUUGAAGAUUUGGGACUUAUACUCUUAGAAUAGAGGAAAUUAAUUAUAUUAUUAUAUAUUACUAAUAAUUUUUUUAGUUUAUAUUUUGCAUGUAUUAUUGAAAGAAUGUAUGAUUAUUGAAAAGCGUGAUAAAAAUAAAUGAUAGCAUAUAAUGUAGGCGCGUGUGCGUUUAUUAUGAAUGAAUGAUUACAUGUAUGUGUAUUAGUUUUGCAUUAAAAUACGAUUAUGAUAUAAUAAAACUGUAUCUAGAAUUUUAAUAAAUUACCCAAUCAACCAAU
Messenger RNA from Monomorium pharaonis (pharaoh ant), 2741 nucleotides. Its product is annotated as rho GTPase-activating protein gacHH. Lineage: Eukaryota; Metazoa; Arthropoda; Insecta; Hymenoptera; Formicidae. Bases 169 to 903 code for a protein of 244 amino acids. The record is from RefSeq and is a predicted model, not a curated record. The transcript has 4 exons.